This is a messenger RNA of Salmo salar (Atlantic salmon), 4611 nucleotides long. The record is from RefSeq and is a predicted model, not a curated record. Lineage: Eukaryota; Metazoa; Chordata; Actinopteri; Salmoniformes; Salmonidae.
CCUCCUGUGAGGGCUAAGAAGUGGGAGGAAGUGGAGGCAGAGGCUCGAGCCCGCGUCAUCUCCGAGGGAGGUGACCCCGGUGCAGAGAUGGUCGUCCUGAGCCGGUGCACGGUUCAGUUCGGCAAGUACCGGGGUCAGACCUUCAAGUGGAUGAUGGAGAACGACGUGGGCUACAUGGUGCACGUGGUAACAGUGCAUCAGAAGGAGAGGGCGCGAGAGCGCAGUGUUUCCCAGCAUCCCCUGAUGGCCAACAAGGACGCCUUGACUCGCUACUCGUGCGCCUAUCCGGCCUUCGAUGAGAUGGUCAGGUUCAACCGGGCGCACGAGGAAGCUAAAGUCCUGUCCUCCCAGCCAGGCCAGGAGGGCAAGGCCCUUGUUGGCAUCGGGAAGUACAAGUGGGACACGCUGCAGGACCUGUAUGAGGCUACGGGUGCGGACAGGAUAAAAUAUGUCAGGAGCAUGAGGACGCAGACACCCCGUUAUCCUGGGAGUGCGAUGGCCGCCUUGAUUAGCUACAUCCAACGCAGAGACCAGGAGGGGGUAGCUGCUGUGGCCAGGCCCGCCGCAGCCAGCACCAGCCCCACCAGCACCACCCGGCCCAAGAGUGCGGCUACGCAUCUUGGUCCUGCGAUCUCUGCGUUCCUUUCAAGGCGCACUCUCGCCCCUGGUGAACUGCAGGCGAAGAUGAAGAAACUUAUUGCUUCUCAGCCUGCAGUUCAAGGGGUGUCUUUCCCUCGACCAGCACUGCCAUCGACCGAUCUAUCGGACGCAGAGCUGGUCAAAGCAGCUGCUGACAUAGACACAUCCGUAGCCCCACAGGUCCCCCGAUCGCUCCCUCGGCCUCUGCCUCUAACUUCACAGGUCCCGGUCCAUGCCCCGGUCCAUGCCCAGAGCGAAGAGGAGGAUUUGCCCCGGCAGUCCUUCCUGCCUCCAAGGCCCUCCUCAAAAAGUGCUGAGCUGCUGCUCCCAGAGAGUUGGCGUUCAUCUCUCACCAAGGAGCAGCAGCGGUGGAUCGGCCACACGCUGUUCACCAGGAACAGUUUUGGGAGGUCGACACUCGCCACCGACCUGGUCACGUGGUGGACGCCUCCCCAACCGCGGCCGAUCUACAAUCAGCCACCCGCAUCCCCUGACCCCUUCUUCGCAUGUCAGCUGUUCCUUUGGAUGCCCGUACGUAUAUGGGCAUACAAGCUGGCAUGUCCCCAGUCUGGGUGCAGAGGCACACUCUGCAAGGCUGGGCUCUACAAGACCAUCCGGAGGGUCUUGGACAUCGACCGCUGGUAUCUCAUGGCCACUGAGUACCUGGAAUGCGGUCGGUGUAAGAAGAAGGUCGCGGGGUGGUCACGGGACCUUGUCAGUCAGCUGGACGCUCGGCAUCGCUGCCAGUUUCCAGCAAUAUUGACAUACAAGCUGUCCUGUGACCUGCGGGUUGUGAGGAUGCUGAGGUCGCGCACUUUGGGGAACAGUGCGUCACAGACCUACAGCAAGCUGUGUGAAAGUCACAGCGAGUCGUGGAUGCGGAGUUGUAUACGGUACCUCGGGGAGUGCGAGCAGUUUCUGGCCUUGAGCACUGGGCGGCAGUUCACUUAUCCACCGGAGAUGCCCCCGGUGCCCUCACCCGUCUGGCUGCUGACAGUCUACAGCCAUGACGUGCUGUCGCGGCUGGACGAGGUGAAGGCCAGGGUCACCUCCAUCUUUGGGUCCAUCUUAAAGAUGGACUCUACAAAGAAGGUGACUAAAAAGCUUGCGGGUACCGCUGCAGACACGGCCGCCUGGGUUACCAACGUUGGUAACGAGCAUGGGCAGGUCCUCGUCAGUGUCCUCACUGCUGGUGAGGGCGAGGGCCUGCUCCCCAUGGCGGCUGGUCUCAUGGAGCGGUACCGGCUCGCCGGGUGGCGCCCCCAGCUCAUGUACGUGGACCGAGACUGCUGCUCCAGCUUCGGCGGAUCAAAGACAGCUGCCAUGUUCAAUGAGUGGGACCGGCUGGUGGUUCGGCUGGACAUCUGGCACCUGAUGCGGCGGUUCGCGUCAGGUGUCACCACUGAGAGCCACCAGCUCUACGGUCCCUUCAUGCGGCAGCUGUCAGUCUGCAUCUUUGAGUGGGAUGCAGGCGAUGUCCGCAGACUGCUGGAGGCCAAGAGGUCUGAGCUGGAGGGGAAGCACGGGAUGGUCGGCCUCACCGAGGCGGAGGUUUCGAGGAAGAUCGGCAGGAAGGAGAUGGCGCUUCACUGUCGGCGUCGUACGCACCUUCAACGGCGAGAAGGGGUCGAUACCCUGGGCAUCCCGUUGCUGGACUCAAUCCGCAUCCAGGAAAUCUGGAAUGAGCAGAGGCGCCACCUCCACUGCAUACAGGACCCACCCGGUGUACAGCUGUACACCGAGACUGGCAAAAUCACCAAGGGCAGCGUGAUUUUGCCGGUUUAUCGCUGCGCACGGGGCUCCACAUCCUUGGAGUCAUUCCACCUCCACCUCAACCGGUUCAUCCCAGGUACCAGGGCAAAUGCAAUGCAUUUCCAGGCAUUCCUGUUGGAUGGACUGGUGAGGUGGAACGAGGACCGUGCGCAGACAGCAGUUGAGGGAAAGAACAGGCAGCCCCUGCUCUCCUACAGUGGCCACCUGCAGCACAUCCUUAACCUUAGCAGCCAAAGGGUGCUUGGCAAGGAACAGGUUAAGGACUACUCCAAGCCUAGCAAGUACACGGGGGAACUCCUCGGAGUGGAGUACCUGUACUCGCAGACUGGCAGAGUGCUGCAGGAUGUCAGUGUGGACCCUGACUUUCCGGAAGAGGCAGCCGCCGUCGAGCUGCUCGACGAGGAGGACGAGGGCUUUCAGGAGGAUGUGGACCCGACGGUCCACAUCCCUCAUGUCACUCCCAUGAUCGCCCCGUCCUCCAGCUCAGCGGCACCUCUGUCAGGGGAACCCGCUGACGCACCCAGGUCUGGGCCAUCCAGUCCCACCGCCCCUGAAGACGGAAGCUCUCCUGAGGCCCCUGAUCAACACGGUUCUCCUCACCCUGAACACUCCUCUGAUUCAGAGGGGGAGACUCAAGGCCCUGAUGCAAUGCCGGGGUACCAGCAUGUCCGCAGGCUUGCCAGGGCCUUGGUGGAGGUGAGGAGCCGUCAGGGGCUGUCGGACCGCAGGGUAGACGGUCUGGUGGCGCUGUGGCUGGCGCUGCCAGACUUUGACAAGCAACGUUUGAUCUACCCUGCCCGGCACCAGGAGAGGAUCGUUCAGGGGCGGUUCAAGGCAUCGAAGGGGAAGUCGUCCAUUAUCCUAGGAAAAGACUCUCUCCAACGUUGCCUUCUCGGACUCAACUCGGGCCCUGCCAAUUGGCCAGGCACCAGCCGUUUGGUGGAGGCAAUUUGCAGUCAGCUCUGCCAAAUCCAUCCCAGCGCCACGCAGUCUGCCGGCGUCAAAAAGAGCAGGUGGGCGCUCAUUCUGGCUGACUACGUGGCCAUCCGGGAGGCAGUGCUGAACAGCCCGAGGUUGAUGGCCCAGACCAACAUUCAGCUCUUUGAGCUGAAUCAAAGGACCAUCAGUCAGUGGUACUCUCGGCGUCAGAAGGAGAGGGAGAGGAUGGUGCUGCAGCAGGGAUUGGGGCUCGCUGUUGCCCCCAGCGUCACCGCCCAGCCCCUCCCUGAAGCCAAGCCCCUCCACUACCAGCGGGAGGGAAUCCAGGCACCCUUCCCUUUCCCUACGCCGCCCCCCCCGGUCCCACGCCAGACCACCCAGCAAGGACAGCCCGCCCAAGCGCCCAUUCAGCCAGCCCACCUGGAGCAACAACCCCCCGCACUUCCCGGCCCCUCCCAAGCCCAAGGACAACAUACGGGCCGCUCUUCACCUCCUCCAGUGCCAAGGACAACGGCUUGGAGGAGGAAGAGGAUGGCGGACGACACAGAGGGCGUGGCGGCCGGGAAGAGAAGGCAACGUGAGCAUUACGUCUGCGCCAAAUGCGGGUUGCCGAAGCGGCGGGAGACGGGCCACAGCCGCUUCGGCGGCGUAGCGUUCUGCUCUGUGACUGCGGGGGGUAAGACCGUGGCCCAGUGGCUGGCGGAAAUGAAGGACGCUAAAGGGAGAGGUGAAGGACACUGAGCCACUGGCUGGGUGGUUGGACGUUUUUUUUUGUAAAUAGUUCACUGUUCCCCUCUACCUGGACCGAGACCUUGAGCGCGGUGUAGAGGCUUGUGUGUUAUGAUGACCCUCAGAACUGCCUGUAGUCUAUAAGACUACUGGUAGGGUCACCCAUGGUAGGCAGUUAUGAGGCGAGACACCAGACUAACAUCGGUCCGUUCCCAAGCAAAAUGCAUGUUUUAAUUAGCACAUUAACAUUUUAUUUACAUAGUUCAAUUAAAGGACUGUAUAGCAAAGACAGACAGACAGGAUAGUGAUGAACCUGUAAAAAACUAGGAUAGACAUUAAAAUAUACAAAUCAAACAUGAUUUAUCAAUACAUUUUCAAGUGAAAACUCAACUUUUUGGUAGAGCUAAGCUAAUGUUCUUUUUCUACAGCAGUAGCUAUAACACAUGAAUAGCUUACCUUUUGCUAGUAUAGACAUUUCUGUCCACAGGUCGGGCCAAGAUGCACUAGCGCCAAUGUUAUACAUACACAUGA